AAACACAACAACUUCCAAGGAAAGCUGUAGUCUUUUUCAAACCUUUUUUAUAGCCCCCAACAAAAAACUAAAAUCCCUUUAACAAGUUUCUACGCUCUGUAACACUGGUAAAAUGGAUCGAGGAAAGAAAUCAAGUAAGCUCCUUGCAAACAAGAAUAGCAAGAACCACAUGGAUCUACAAGAUAUUAUCAGGGAGAGUGCCCUUCCUUUCCUUCCGGCCAAAUCUCUUCAUCGAUGCACUGGUGUCUGUCGGGAGUGGAAGCUUCAGAUCUCGACUCCUUUCUUUGCCCACAACCAGUCAUAUUCUUUCCGUGAUGUAUCAGGCUUCUUUUGUCAAUCCCCAUCAGGCACACCGUCAUUUGUUUCCCUCAAUCGAAUGGCCUAUGGUGUUCCAGACCCUUCUUUGAAGUUUUUGCCCGAACCAGUUGAUAUCAGGUGUUCUUCCAAUGGACUACUCUGUUGCCAGGGUCGCACUGGAUAUCAGGCAUACUACAUCUGCAAUCCUGUUACCCAAAAAUGGAAGAAACUCCCAGAACCUACUGCUAAUCAUGGGACUGAUCCUGCUGUUGUGCUAGUCUUUGAGCCAUCAUUACUGAACUUUGUUGCUGAAUACAAGCUGGUUGUUGCUUUUGCAUCUGAUCUUGAUGGAUUUGAAUUUGAGAUCUAUUCAUCUACAGAUGGAUUUUGGAGAAUUUCUGCUGAGAUUUCUUUUGGCAAGAUGAAACUCCUUCCGAGGACAGGUGUUCAUGUCAAUGGCGUUGUUUAUUGGAGUUCUAGCAUGGGUCGGAUAUUUUCUUUUGAUCUCUCUUGUGAGCGAUCAACAUUCAUCUAUAACAAUGGAUGUAGUUCCUUAGGUGCGGUGAAUGGGAAGCUUCAUACUGCUUGUGUGCAAGGUUCGAAAUUAUCUGUAAAUGAGCUGUCCAAUGCGUACGCAAACACGAUGCAGAUGAAUAGCAGUACAAAAACAUGGCAGGCGAAGCAUGCUGUAACUCUAAACUUUCCAGUACCUGAUCUGUAUCCCCGUUCCUACGAUAAAGAAACUGUGUUGUUUUUAGGUGGUGACAUGGUGGUGAUGCGGUUUGAGAAAAAACUUAUUUCCUAUAACAUGAAGACUAAAGAAUUCACAGAAGUCUUCACUGAAGAGGAUACUUAUUCCAGGAUGGUUCCCUAUGUGAAUAGCCUUGUUGAGAUAUAGUUAGCCCCUCGUCUAAGUUGUAUCGUCAUUUCUAGUACUUUUUGGCCAUAACUUUAAAUCAUGGUUUGGAACUUUGGCUUUCUUUUGGACAUAUUUGUGUGGGGUGCUAGUAAUAGGUUUGUAUUCUCCUGGUUUCUGUGUGGAUUUGAAAAUUCCGGGAACGAUUUGAUUGUCUUUUAUCGUAUUCAUAAAUGAAUAAUUACAUGAAUAUUACUGUUCGACUUCCAGAA
This is a messenger RNA of Populus nigra (black poplar), 1425 nucleotides long. Its product is annotated as F-box protein At5g49610-like. The record is from RefSeq and is a predicted model, not a curated record. Gene Ontology annotation, molecular function: protein binding. Lineage: Eukaryota; Viridiplantae; Streptophyta; Magnoliopsida; Malpighiales; Salicaceae. The transcript has 2 exons. Bases 113 to 1195 code for a protein of 360 amino acids.